GCGGGAUCAGGCAGGAGCCGGCCUCUUUCUCACUUGACAGCAGCAGAUCGAGGCCGGAGCGUAAGAGGGGGGAAAAAAAAUCGCGUUGGGCCGCGCGUAGAGCUGCUCGUGGCCAUGGUGGAAUCCGGACGGAGCCUCCUCCGGUGGUAAGAGGAGGAAGCCCCCUUUUCUAGAGGAGGAAGCUGUUUCUGUUUCUGUUAGCUCAUCACACCAGAGACAAAAAGUUUCCCCACAUAACAUACGUGGGCACAAUGGUGGAUUACUAUGAAGCGCUGGGGGUGCCCCGCAAUGCCUCUCCAGAUGACAUAAAAAAGGCGUACAGAAAGAAAGCCCUGCAAUGGCACCCAGAUAAAAACCCAGAUAACAAGGACUAUGCUGAGCAGAAGUUUAAGGAGAUAGCAGAGGCCUAUGAGGUUCUGUCUGACAAGAGCAAGCGCGAAGUCUACGACCGAUAUGGCAAAGAAGGGCUCAUGGGUGCAGCUGGAUCUGGUGGUUCCAGGGCUCAUCCAGGACCAGAAUUCACUUUCACUUUCCGUAGCGCCCAUGACGUUUUCCGAGAGUUCUUUGGAGGGCGAGAUCCAUUUGCUGACUUUUUUGAUGACCCAUUUGCAGACUUACGUGGACCUGUACCCCGGCAUCCUGCAGCAGGGCCUUUUUUUUCCCCCUUUCCUGCAUCAGAGUUCUUUGCAACCUCGCUUGGUCCAGGACUCAAUGCAGGGAUGGGCUUCCGCUCUGUCUCCACUUCGACAAGGUUCAUCAAUGGCAAGCGCAUUACCACCAAGAGGGUCAUUGAAAAUGGACAAGAGAGGGUAGAAGUGGAAGAAGAUGGAGAACUGAAAUCCAUCCAGAUUAAUGGGAUCCCAGACGACAUGGCAUUAGGCUUGGAACUGAGCCGGCGUGAGCAGCAAGCGCUACAGAACCGCGGGCCGUCCGCAUCUUCUCCAGUGACAUCCCCUCAACGCCCACCGCCCAAGCGCCCAUCCCCAAGCUCCUCCCCAGUGAUCUUGUACACCGACAGCGAUGAAGACGACGAGGAUCUUCAGCUUGCUAUGGCCUACAGCCUGUCUGAGAUGGAGGCCAAGAGCCAGCACAGAGCAGACCCUGAAGGACAGGCAUAUUCUGUCUGACACCCCUCCAUGCUGGCUCCCUGCAGGUGUGUUCUGAGUCUGGAAGAGCCAUGCGGAUUGCCUCUCCAGCAUUCGUUCUCGUUGAAGGUUGCUCAGGCCUGGACUUCACUUUCUGUUCUCUCCCUCAACCUGCGGGGGAUUGGGGAGGGGGGACUGGCAUGUGCCGAGUGUGUGAUUUUUCUCCCUUCGUUCUUUCUGCUGCGUAGCAUGUAGCACUCACUGGCGCAGGCAGGCUACAGCCUGUUUGCUGUAGAAGUAGCUAUCUUGCUGCUCCAGAAUUAACAUAGAGCCAAGGCCUUUUAUACUUACGAGCCCUCUUCACUGGUGCUCAUUGCCCUAAGAGAGCCUGGCUGAAGAGGGGGGGGGGAUAGUCUUGAAUAGUCUGCCCAGAGAGCUGGUGGUGGGUCAAGAAAGCCAGAAGCUCCUCAGAGGCCUGGACUGCAGCAUCUUCUUUAGCUGCCCAGGGGCACAUUGAUCCCAAGAGAAACACCAUUUGUGUUUGGAGAAUAAUAUGGAUGGGAAUAAACAAAAGUUUUGUUGGAGCACCAGGGCAGACUCCCAUGAUGUGCAAAAGGCAGCCUCGGCACAUUCCUCAACCUGCAGUCAUAUACAGAAUGAUACCUGAACUCCCAGAAUUCCUAGCUAGCAUGACGGCCCUGCUGCGAGAGAAUUGGGGGAGUUGCAGUCCCAGCACAUGGCAAGACUGCUCUAAAGGCAGGGGUUGGACAUCAAGUUUUCUCCCUUAGAGCAGCAAGGACUCUUCCAGACCAGUCCCUGCAAAGAGAGUAAGUCGGACUCUGUUGGUAGCAAGAAGAGGGCUAGGCCUGUGGUUCACCCCGCCAUCCCUCCCCCCCCCCCACGGCCCUUCUAGCAAAAUUUUCUUGAAAUAAUGACUACAGAUAACACAAUCCCAUUCAACAUGUCUGUAACUUGGAGUGGAUCUGGUCUCUUUUGUAAGGCAGAGUGCUGGCCUGGUAUAAAAUGGACGACAUUUAUCAAUAAACUCAUUUGGAAUUAA
This is a messenger RNA of Crotalus tigris (Tiger rattlesnake), 2145 nucleotides long. RefSeq names its product DnaJ heat shock protein family (Hsp40) member B2 (gene DNAJB2). Gene Ontology annotation, biological process: positive regulation of proteasomal ubiquitin-dependent protein catabolic process; protein refolding. NCBI's taxonomy places the organism in Eukaryota, Metazoa, Chordata, Lepidosauria, Squamata, Viperidae. The record is from RefSeq and is a predicted model, not a curated record. Gene Ontology annotation, cellular component: endoplasmic reticulum membrane; cytosol. The coding region runs from base 252 to 1127 and encodes 291 amino acids. The transcript is spliced from 12 exons. Gene Ontology annotation, molecular function: ATPase activator activity; Hsp70 protein binding.